This is a messenger RNA of Lynx canadensis (Canada lynx), 3644 nucleotides long. RefSeq names its product GPN-loop GTPase 2 (gene GPN2). The transcript has 5 exons. Gene Ontology annotation, cellular component: cytoplasm. NCBI's taxonomy places the organism in Eukaryota, Metazoa, Chordata, Mammalia, Carnivora, Felidae. The record is from RefSeq and is a predicted model, not a curated record. The coding region runs from base 152 to 1084 and encodes 310 amino acids. Gene Ontology annotation, molecular function: GTPase activity.
CGGAAGUCGGGCGCUGGUCCCCUUACACUGCGCGGGUGUGUGCGGUUCCUCCUUCGGCUACCCCGGGGCCGAAGUGUACGUCGGGGAUCCCGUAGCCUUCGGCUUGUGUCUCAGCCGAACUACCUGCUCCGCACGGGGCUGCGUGCAGCCUAUGGCGGGGGCCGCCCCGACCACGGCCUUUGGGCAGGCGGUGAUCGGCCCGCCUGGUUCGGGGAAGACCACAUACUGCCUGGGCAUGAGUGAGUUCCUGCGCGCGCUGGGCCGGCGCGUGGCGGUGGUGAACCUGGACCCGGCCAACGAGGGGCUGCCGUACGAGUGCGCUGUGGACGUGGGCGAGCUGGUGGGGCUAGGCGACGUGAUGGACGCGCUGCGGCUGGGGCCCAACGGCGGCCUGCUGUACUGCAUGGAGUACCUGGAGGCCAACCUGGACUGGCUGCGUGCCAAGCUAGAUCCCCUACGCGGCCACUACUUCCUCUUCGACUGCCCAGGCCAGGUGGAGCUCUGCACGCACCACGGCGCUCUGCGUAGCAUCUUCUCCCAGAUGGCGCAUUGGGACCUCAGGCUGACUGCUGUCCACCUGGUGGAUUCUCAUUACUGCACAGACCCGGCCAAGUUCAUUUCGGUACUGUGUACUUCUCUGGCCACGAUGCUACAUGUGGAGCUGCCCCAUGUCAACCUGCUCUCCAAGAUGGACCUCAUUGAGCACUAUGGGAAGUUGGCCUUCAACCUGGACUACUACACGGAGGUCCUGGACCUCUCCUACCUGCUCGACCACCUGGCUUCUGACCCUUUCUUCCGCCACUACCGUCAGCUCAAUGAGAAACUGGUGCAGCUCAUUGAAGACUACAGUCUGGUCUCCUUCAUCCCUCUCAACAUUCAGGACAAGGAGAGUGUCCAGCGGGUCCUACAGGCUGUGGAUAAAGCCAAUGGCUACUGCUUCGGGGUCCAAGAGCAGCGAAGCCUGGAGGCCAUGAUGUCCGCUGCAGUGGGAGCUGAUUUCCAUUUCUCCACCACCCUGGGCGUCCAGGAGAAGUACCUGGCAUCCUCAGACCAGUCAGUGGAGCAGGAAACCAUGCAGCUGUAGCAGCGAGCUGGGCCCUGCAGAGCAAGAAGCAGAACCCAGCAUUGGAGAAAGUGGCAGCCGCCAAUGACCACGGACAGCCCUGCCGCCUCAGAUCGAGAGCAGUCUCCCCAACCAGGCAGAGCACUCACCGCACGCUCAGUGGUUGCUGUUGCCAGGAAUUCAGCACCGGCCCCAGUCGGGCUACGAUGGGAUGUGCUACAAACACAAGAGUUUACUUUCUACUCUUUGUGACCUCCAAGCUUUCCUCAACCGUCUAGGUCCAGAGAGUUGGGGCAGAACAAGGGAAUGGGACCUUCCCUUAGAAGAGGCCUAUGUCUUCAUACAGGACGUCAUUCCCGUCCAAGCACAGGACUGUGCUAGAACUGACACUCAGUCUCCGGUGGUGCGGUUUUGUAAAUUCGCAGUUGUAGCAGUGAGUCCGGUGCCUCAGUUUCCACAGGUGAUGCUCCCUAGCAGAUCUGAGUGUUUUGUUUUCAUGGUAUUUAUUUUAUGGUUUUAUUCCUUUGGGGCAAGGGUCAACUAGUUUUCCAUUUAUACUCGUCAUUAAAAGUUUACUUUGAAAUUGCAAAAAGUGAGUUGUUUGAAGAAAAAUAUUAAGUAUACAGCAUGACCUCACAAGGAGUGUGGCUUGAGGUUGGAAAUAAUGGGGUUUGCUUCCUUUGGUUCUUCCUGCAACUGGUUGAGUGUAAUUCAUAUUUUCAACCAAUAGGUGGCAGUCCAGGCUUAGCAGUCACAGCCCGGAGGCAGCAGGGGACCGAUGGCAACUGUGCCAGAAGUCUCAUUUGCAGACACUUGGUCCUGUUAACAUGUGAGAAGGGCUCGGCCUUUUACAAAGUGCUUCCACACACAUGGUUCUCAUGUGGCUCUCACAGCCAUUCCCGGAGAUCUAGACAAGAUGGAAUAUUAGGAAGCCCCAUUUUACAGUGAGGAAACAGAUGAGUUUGAACUUGGCUCAGCCUGGCUGUCUCAUUGUCCACUUUGCUGACUUCUUUUCUUUCUUUCUUUCUUUCUUUCUUUCUUUCUUUCUUUCUUUCUUUCUUUUCUUUUCUUUUCUUUUCUUUUCUUUUCUUUUCCUUUCUUUUCCUUUCCUUUCUUUUCUUUUCUUUUUUCUUUUUUCUUUCUUUUCUUUUCUUGUUUAUUUGUUUACUUUGAAAGGGAAAGAGAGCAUGUGGAGAGGGCCAGAGAGAGGGAGAGAGAUUCCCAACAGGCUUCACACUGCCAGCACAGAGAGCCUGAUGUGGGGCUCAGACUCAUGAACUGUGAAUUCAUGACCUGAGCCGAAAUCUAGAGUCGGACUCUUGACAAACUUAGCCACCCAGGCGCCCCUUUGCCGACUUCUUAAUGGUGAAAAGUCACGGCCCUUCUCCCACAGGAUUUGUGGCCAAUCAGGGGGAAGAAUUUAAACACCUGUAGAGUAUUCCUGAAUCAUAAAUCAAGGGGAAGAUAGGUCACUGGGGGUUUGGGCAGUUGGAGAAUUCAGCUUAGGAAAAUCUGUUCCGAAGUGGCAUUGAGACGGGGGUGACGGAGCUUUGCUUCCCAAUUGGAGGAGUCAGAGCAGAAGGCAGAAGAGUGAGGGGCUGUGAGGAGGCUCCUCUAGCUGGGAGAGUAUGAAAGCAGCCGACCUCUGCUCCCACGCCUGGCCGAAUGGGGGGUAAUUACUAGGUGCUGCUUCCCCAGCCUCUUUCAUCUGAGAAGUUCAAAGCACCGUACCCCUAUUAACACCCUACAGUAGGUAGGGAGGAUCAACAGCAAGCCAGGGAAACUGAGGCCACGAGGCGCAGCCUGGGGAUGCCUGUGAGUCACUUGUGGGGCCCGGAGCCCAGGAACCCUGACGCCCAGGUUGCUGGACAAAUCCCUCAUCAGGUAGGGUGUGAGGGUGGAUCCUGUUUUGGAACGUAGGACCAGUAGCUGUGGUCAGGGGUUCUGCUGCUUGCCCCAUCACCCUGGCACUUACCAAAGCAAACCAGCUGGAAGGAAGGUGCCAUUUGAACUUUAUGGCCUUGCAUCCAAGCACUCUGAGCAUUUAUCCUCUGCAGUCACGGAGUGGAGAAAGGCGGAAGUCAUCCCACAGUUAAUUUUCAGGCCUUGGAGUGACAGCAAGGGUAUUUCCUCCUCCAGGAAAUGUAGCUCUGUUCACCUACUGAUGGCAAAAUGAUUUUCUGUUCCCCUGCCAUGGUGGGGAGGAGUUGGAAAAUGAAAAGAAAAUAAGUCACCCAUGAUCCCAUAACAUAUAAAUAAUAAAAAAUCUUUGUAAUCUGCAAUAAGUUUUAUAUUCAAAUGUAUAAAUAUAUUUUGUGUUUCUCAGUCUUUUCUAUACAUGGAGGGGGGUAGCUGGAGCAUUUGUACGAGUGGAAUAUGUUAUACUUGCUCUGUAACCUGCGUUUUCUAGUCAACACUUAUUUCAUCCAGUUAAAAAUAGAGAGACCUUUUUAAUGUCUACAUAAUAUUCCAUGGUAAGGCUAUGACAUUGUUUACCUGUCCAGACUCCCAUGGUUAGCCUAAGUCAUUACCAAUUGUUUGCUGUUGUGAAUUGUGCCGCGAUUAUAUUUUCAUACUCAAA